Messenger RNA from Glycine soja, 1312 nucleotides. RefSeq names its product protein MIZU-KUSSEI 1-like. Gene Ontology annotation, biological process: hydrotropism. The record is from RefSeq and is a predicted model, not a curated record. Bases 271 to 1116 code for a protein of 281 amino acids. Lineage: Eukaryota; Viridiplantae; Streptophyta; Magnoliopsida; Fabales; Fabaceae. The transcript has a single exon.
GUAGGUUGGGGCUGCUUACCUUCCUUUUGUCAGAUUCCCUGCCUGUCCUUUGGUAUCACAAACCCUGACACAAUCGUAGAAUAAAUCCACCCAUAUAACACACUACCCACAACACAACCCCCAAAAUAAAAACACAAAACACACUGGCUCACCCAUCACAUAUCAACAUUAUUAUUCAACCCCUUUGCCAAAUCUCGCUUCACUCUUCAGCAACCCUCCUCCUUUGUUGAUGCUCAUGUGACUCUUUUUGUGUCCCAAUUGGAGACCAUAAUGGCCGCCAAAUCCCCCCAUGACUCUUCAUUCUCCUUCUCAAGAAGGUACUUCCAUUGGAAGAAGAAAGCCUUGGAUGAAUCUGAUAAUGAGGAAGAAAUCCUCAACUUCUCAUCUUCAUCCUCAUAUUUCCCUGAAGAAGUUAAUGACAACCAAGAUGAUCACAAUCAUAAUCACAAUCACCACCUCACACUCCAAAUGCCAUCACAGUAUAAUGCCAAGAAAAAAACCCACUUCUCCAAGAAGUCCAAGUUUAAGUCCGUUCUAACCAUCUUCACCGUCACGCGCGUGCCGAGACUGAGACUGAACAACAUCAGCAACAGUUUCAAUCUCGACAUGCGCGUGAUGGGGACACUCUUCGGCCACCGCCGAGACCAUGUGUACUUCGCCUUUCAGGAGGAUCCAAAACUGGGUCCUACGUUCCUCGUCAAGCUCGCCACCCGGACGAGUACACUAGUCCGGGAAAUGGCCUCGGGGCUGGUGAGAAUCGCGCUGGAAUGCGAGAAAAAGAAAAACGCCACGGCCAAAGUGAGGCUGCUUGAGGAGCCACUCUGGAGAACGUACUGCAACGGAAGAAAGUGCGGGUACGCGAACAGGCGCGAGUGUGGGCCCCAUGAGUGGAAGAUACUGAAGGCGGUGGAGCCCAUAUCGAUGGGGGCAGGGGUGUUGCCAGUGGUGUGCGGGAAUGAAGCUGCGGGGUCCGAGGAAGAAGCUUCUGGGGAGGUUAUGUACAUGAGAGCCAAGUAUGAGAGGGUUGUGGGGUCCAGAGACUCUGAGGCGUUUUACAUGAUGAACCCUGAUGCGAGUGGAGGUCCUGAACUUAGCAUUUACUUGAUUAGAGUUUAAUUAACAUUAACAUUGGCAUAUAUGGCAAUGUAUCUGCUAGAGUUAAUUUGUUUCAACUAUGUUUGGGAUUUGGGAUUGUUGUGUAAAUAAAAGAUAAGGGGGAGUACAUGAUUUCCCAGCUUGCUUUAGUAGUUUAUUAUACUACUAUUGUUAUGUUUCAAAUUUUGGUAUUAAAAUAUACGUAUUUUUUUUGUUA